Molecule: messenger RNA, 4310 nt
Organism: Porites evermanni
Lineage: Eukaryota; Metazoa; Cnidaria; Anthozoa; Scleractinia; Poritidae
Source: the annotation of a GenBank genome assembly
AUGAACUGUUCGUUCGCUUCACAAGAGUCACCUUGUAGUUCUUACGGAUCUAGUACAAAUGUUCUGCCGCUGGAUGCUUGUAAAGAAGACAUAACACCACACUUACUGGGCCUUGGUGUGAGUAGCAAGCGAGGAUGGCGAUCCGAAGGAAUAGAAAUCACUGAGAAGGAGCUCAUCUUGAACAGAGCAGGACACUUCGAUUUAUCUCAAGACAGAGUAGCAGCCAUGACCAUCUGUCCUAAACACAGAAGAGACCUGACAGUCGACUGGAGAGGUCGUAAAAGUUCGACAUGUUGCUAUCCAUCGCACAAAGGUCAACGCAAGCAAGUCAAGGACCCACGCCGUGUCAAUUACGCAAUGUCCAAGGAAAUCUUUGCUUUACACAAUGCUGCUGUCCCAGUUGGGUCUAGUGAGUGUCUCUUAUUACUUUAAAAUCCUUUUGUCGAUCUUACCUGGUAAAUUACGUUUUGCAUAAAUAUCACGAAAGGCUCUAGGCUCUAGGCGUAUCGAGUAUGCACUGAGUAUGACUAUUGUAGUGGAAGCGCUGGCAUCAAGUUGCAAAUUUGAAAGCGCCACUAUAUCAACAGAAGCGAAGCGGGGGGCGGGGGGAGGGGUGGGGGUAAAUUUCCUUGGAUGUGCCAUAAAUCAAACAAGGGUGAUCUAUCCUCGGAGACCCAGGGGCAGUCAGUUGGGUCGGAAGAAAAGGCGCGACGAAAGCACAGACUGACUGCCCCUGGGUCUCCGAGGAUGGGGUGAGCAAGCAAGAUACUUUUAUUCAGAACAGAAGCUAGCCUGCGAAGCGCAGACGUAUUUCCGGUCGUCGCUUUUCUCCCUCCAAAAAAUAACGGGGGGAGAGAAGCGACGACCGGAAAUACGUCUGCGCUUCGCAGGCUAAACGGAAGCCUGUUUUGCCACAAAAAGUCUUUUCAAGUGUUGUCGUGACAGAAGCUACAGCGUGACACGCCUACAUGAACAGGAACUAUAAACUACAACUGUAAACGUUUUUCAGAUUAUUUUAGAACAGGAAAAUUAAUUCAAAUAAAAAGUAAUCAUUCAUCUCGCGCUAUUUUCUUAAAAUGUUUUAAGUGCUCGUAUUUUUCCACUUUCACUGAUGACAAGAUUGAAACUCAAUGUCUAAAUUUUAGCUGUCCCAGAAACUAUGUAUAAAAUUCGAUUUUUGGGGGUUGAAGUAAGAGUCACAUUUUUAAUCUUUAUCUAUUUCAUUUGUAUUAGCUAUUUGUGUAAAGUGUCGCACAGAGCAUUACAGACUACGCCAUGUAGAUAACUCUGAAAGAGAAAGGGGCGAUCAGCAGGUUGUGUAUUUGCUUUCUUUAGUCACGCAAUUUAAGCUAGGCAUCUGAAACACUUAAUAACAGGUUUAAAUAUUUAAAAACCUAUCCAAGACUGUAAAAGAAAACAAAAGAAGAACAACCGAAAAACCGUGAAAGAAACGUGGAUGGGAAAACUCGGAGGGGGGGAGAGGGAAUUUGGAAAAAAAAAUCUCAUUUGCUGGGAAGCUAGGAACUGAGAACGAAAAAGCGAUAGAUAGCACUGCAAACGUUAAUGCCUCUUUUUUCAGUUUGAAAAUAGAUGGACUGGCUAUCCCCACCCUAACGUUUUUUAGCGACCUGCAAGCUUGAUGCAGUCCGACCAGUACCACUCUACAACGGCCAGUUUUUGAGGGGGCGUUGUAGAGAGUGGCCUUUAUGGGUGAGGGGGAGGGUGUAAUGUGACACCAAGAUUUUUAUUUUGGAGAAAGGGGAGAACAUUUUUACUUUCAUAAAUGCUUGCUCUAACAUAUUAUUACGUAACAAAUCUAUCAAUUAAAAAAAAUAUAUUAAAACAAAAAUUAUAAGAAAAUAAAGCGACUAAGGUAUAGUGAGUACAUCAGUUUUGUAUUGAUCGCUUUCAGUUGAAACUUCUAUUUGUGUAAUUAACAUGACUAGUAAACUACAAUAAAAGAGAUGAGGCAAAUCGACGUUUGCUGUUUGCCGGGAUUCUAAAUCUCUCUAAUGUAAGGACGAGGGGUAGGCUCUAGUACCGUGAAAGGUUUGAAUGUAAUAGAGAAGAAGAAGUCGUUACGUCACGUUGCCAUGGUAGCAAAAUUUUUGGAUGACAACAAACCGAAAAUUCGGUUUCAGGUUUUAGUCUGUUUGCAACUUUUAAUGGUUUUUACUGGUUAAAAAGUCCUGUAACUCCCUUUUCUGUGACCCCAUUCUCGGUAACAACUUAACAGAAAAAUUAUGGAAAUGUAGUUAAUAUCCCUUUUAUUGCACUGACAGUCUCAAGUGGCUGGUGAUAAAGAUGUAUUUGAACUGCCACAGUAGAAUGAAGAUCAGGGCGCCCUGGUAACAUCUAAUGCAGAACAAGAGAUGGUUUCAUCAUCAUCACAAUCAUCCCAACAAAGUAUCCCAGAAGAAGAAAUCAGUGUCUGGUCCAACGAAGUAGAGGAACAGCAACAGAGAAGGCAGCUACUGAACAAUACCAUUAGCAGUUUAUCUGGAGGAAGAAUUUCACCCAUUCUGUCAACUUUGAAUACGUCUUGGGAUGAUAUAUCGACAACACAGCAAAAGUACUAUCUGCGAAAGGCCAAAGAAAGCAUCUGCUCAGCACUUUCGGUCCUUAGCCCUGGACAGGAAGAGGAAUUAUGGACCACUCUUCGACAGGAAAGAUUAGUAAAUAAGGAUUCUGGUGGUGCUACUAGACGUAGAAGUUUUGAUCCGAAAUCUGGGCUAAUCGACGUUCUGAUCAAGUCAUAUAACCAUGCCGAGUCAUGGCAAACAAAACGACAGAUACUCUCUCUCUUUGCCAAUGAUUUUAGCAGGUCCCAGUUGAUGAACAUGAUACCAACACUUUCAAAAUGGCGAAUAGAUGAAGCUCGACAGCAUGCUACCAAAGUUGGUGAAGGUCUGCCUGUUCCGCAAGAGCCAAUUUUCCGUUCCCGAAUCUCACCCGUUCAAAUUGAUCAUUUUAUCGAUUACAUCGCAAGACCUGAGAUGCUGCAGGACGUAGCAUUUGGCACAAAAGUGCUUAAGCUUGACACGGGAGGAAGCAUUAUCAUUCCGGCAGUUAUAAGGACUAUGAUACCGUCAAGAAUAAUUGAGCAAUACUCAGUUUACUGCAAAGAGCAGAAUUUUGAACCAGCAGGACAGCGUUCACUCUACAGAAUAAUUGAGGUGUGUGGUGCCUCAAUGCAAAAAUCUUUGCAGGGACUCGACAACACUACAGCAGAAGGGACGGAGGCCAUAGACAAUGUCACUGACGUGCUUAAGACGCUUGGAGACCAUGGAUCGGAGGCUACCUGGGUAAAGGAUGCAGAACAAAAAAUCAAGGAGGCAAAGAGAUACCUUAAGACUGAGUUUAAGUCCCAUGUUGGCAGAGAAGAAACUUGUGCAGAUCACUGCACUGCACAUGCCCUAGGUGACACAAGUGACUCCAACCUGCAAAGCAUAUGUCAGCACGAGCAUGAAACUGACUGCGAGCAAUGCGAAUCAUUAGAGACAGUUUUGAAGGAAAUUGAAUCCGAGAUCAACCGUGUUGAGAUGCCGGAGGAGCACAGAUGGCGGUUAAGCCACGACUACAAACUCUGUUUGGCAUCUAUCCAGGACUGGAAGGCGCAUUUGCUUCGCACAGUAAAUCAAGAAGAAGGAAAGCAAUUUGCUCUUGUACAUGUUGAUGCAGCUUCAUGUUUAAUCGUUAUGGAUUGGGCCAUGAAAUACCUCCCACAACGUUAUCGGGAACGAAUGAGUGAUUUCUUCGGAAAACGAGGACGAAGCUGGCAUGUGAGUGCUGUGAUCACUAAGCAUACUGAAAAAUUCCAAGUGGAAUGUUUUGUCCAUCUGUUUGAUAACUGCACGCAGAACAGCCUUGCUGUAGCCUCUAUAAUAGAGCAUCUUUUAAAUACCAUCAAGAAAGAAUCACCGGAGAUUGAAAAUGUUUUUCUGAGAUCCGAUAACGCAGGUUGCUACCAUAGUGGAUCUCUUGUGCUCAGUCUUCCGUUCAUUGGUCAACGAACUAGCAUGACAAGUCUGCGUUACGACUUUUGAGAGCCACAGUCCGGAGAAGACAUCUGUGACCGAAAGACCGCUCCUAUGAAGGCACACAUACGACGAUGGGUCAAUGAAAAACACAAUGUCAUCACUGCGGAAGACAUGACGACAGCACUAGAGUCGCAUGGAGGAGUAAAAGGAGUCAGGGCGGCAGUUGUCAAAGUGGACACUAAUAAAGAAAUCACCGCCAACAAGAUACCAGGGCGCUUGGCGUGCAUUCAGCGUUGGACCCGGCAGAUUCUUAUCAUACAGUCAGGUUGA